AUGGGACCGUGGAAUCUCUGCCCAAGUUUGUCGCUAUGUCCUGCUAUUGCUGUAUCUGUAGAAAAUGUGGAACCUUUGGAUAUGAUUCCAAGUUGCCAUCGAUCAGCUGGUAAAAUGAAAUUCCUCCAGACCUUUUGGAAUAGUCCUAUUGGUCCCAAAACAACUCAUUUCUGGGGUCCUGUUUUCAAAUGGAGCCUCCCUAUUGCAGCGUUUGUAGAUACAAAGAAACCCCCAGAAUUGAUAUCAGGCAGCAUGACUACAGCAAUGUGUGCUUAUUCAGCAGUAUUCAUGAGGUUUGCAUGGAUGGUACAGCCACGUAACUUGCACCUUCUUGUAUGCCAUGUAACAAAUGAGACACUGCAGCUCUAUCAGCUCUCACGUUGGAUGAAGGCUAAUCGGUCCAUACCUCAAGAGGAAGCUAAAGAACAGUGA
Dovyalis caffra is the source of this 432-nucleotide messenger RNA. Lineage: Eukaryota; Viridiplantae; Streptophyta; Magnoliopsida; Malpighiales; Salicaceae. The record is from the annotation of a GenBank genome assembly.